Anopheles aquasalis is the source of this 4651-nucleotide messenger RNA. RefSeq names its product Major Facilitator Superfamily Transporter 17 (gene MFS17). Gene Ontology annotation, cellular component: membrane. The record is from RefSeq and is a predicted model, not a curated record. Gene Ontology annotation, biological process: monoatomic anion transport; transmembrane transport. Lineage: Eukaryota; Metazoa; Arthropoda; Insecta; Diptera; Culicidae. Gene Ontology annotation, molecular function: transmembrane transporter activity.
UUCACGGUCACGGCUAGUUGCUGCUCGCUUCUUUCCUCUAAACCGAACAAAAAGCGGCAAAACUGUGAAUUCCGUGAUAAAACUGUGCAAAGCAAAAAGUGGCGUAUGUUUGGUGAUUCCGUGCUUUUGGUUUCCGCGCCUGCAGCUGUGCGUUUUCGUGAAAGCGGCUCGUCUAGCGAGGUGGUACACCUGGCCGAAGGUGGUUUUGCGCUGACGCAAACACGUUUGCGUGUGGUUUGUGAUAAGCAAAAUGUGCCCGGGAUUUGCUGCCCAGUCUCGACGAGUAACUAAAUUGUCCUAAUCGAUCGAUAGGCAGGUCCCGUGGCUUCCCGGAGCUGUGUUUGUCUAGUGGUGUCCUGAAGGUCGCGCUGCCAGUGGAAAUUACCAGUUCGCGCUAGCUGUGUCGCAGUGCACUUGGAUUCCGUAGCCGGGAAACGGGAGUGUAUCCUACCGACUCCUGGAACAUGCUUCCUGGUGCUAGUCGACUGAAAAUGAGAACACGGUUCGCUUACGGGAACAAGCCGCAGCAUCACAGCCUCGACAGUGAACACGUUUGGCCGCCGGCGUGUACUAGCUACGAGGGCCAUGCUUUCUUCUCGGACACCAACGCCACGCUGCUUAUCAACAGCGGAAGUUAAUGUAGAUUAAGGAACUCAUUUGGCCAACGCAGAGCUUGUGCGGUUUGCGUUUUGCACUUCGAAACGACUUGCCAUCAGCAGCAGCAGCAACAGCGCAGUGCCUAAUUCUGUAAAGAAUCCAACAACCAAUUCCUAGCCACGAAUCACCGCCGCCGCACCACAUGCCGAGCAAAAAGCUUACAUUCCCUGAGUUCUUUUAAGUGGAAAAUCCUAGACAAAGCGCCAUACCUCUUCCUGCCGUACCCUCGCACGCAUGUUACCACGCGGAUACGUGUUUCGUUGGAUCUGGUGAUGCCGGUUGGAAUGAUGAUUAACUGGAUGAGCUAAAAUCGCACAAAUCUGUGCCACGGCGCAUUCCACGGCUGGUAACACCAGUUUGUCGUGACGGUAACAUCUACAGCAACGCAGGAACAAAACAACUGGUAUCUUGACACAGCUGUACCACCAUUUGGGUCACUAACUUGGGAUUCGAAAUUGAAUGCAAAACAAUGGACGAAAAGGAAGUGAAUUUUUUGCCGAAACCGAAAAUUCCGGAAGUUGGAUGCUUUCGUUCGAUCUGUGACCGUUGUUGAAUGAAUUCCGUGGAUAGCCGCUAGCGAUCGCUCAUUGAAAAUCGUGAAGGAUUUCAUCUAGAGUUUAUUAACUUCAUCUGUCCGACGGGUAUUACAAUGGAUAACGCUGAAAUACGUCACGUCCAAAGAGACCUUAUCCCAGCCCGGGUGGUGCUCUACAUCCUAUCAUGGUCCGGGUUUCUGGUUUCGUUCGUGAUGCGCAACGACAUCAACUUUGCGCUGGUGGCGAUGGUGGAGGAUUCGGCUACAAACGCCAACAGUACCGAUCACUGCUCGAGCUCAAGCCUAAUGAGCUCGUUGAUGAGCAACCGAUCGGACUCAAUGCUCGGCAGUGUGAACGAUACGGAGCUGGAGGAUUUACCCGUGAUGAUCGGCGAUGUAAAGUUCGACUGGGACUCGACGGUGCAAGCCAUUAUCAAAUCGUCCUUCUACUGGUGCUACGUCCUGUCUCAGGUGGUCGGUGGUGUAGCGACACAGUACUUCGGUACGAAGAGCGUAUUUGGUUGGUCACAGUUCAUAACGGCCGCCUGCAGCCUGCUGAUACCGCACGCCGCCGAUAUGCAUUACGGUGCCGUGAUCUUCUUACGUUCGGUGCAAGGUUUCGCGAGUGGUUUGACUUGGCCGGCCAUGUACGCUAUCGUUGGCUACUGGAUACCGCCGGUUGAACGAAGUCGGUUCAUGAGCAGCUUCCAGGGUUUCAGCAUUGGCAUCGGAUUAACGUAUCCACUCUGUGGGUUCAUCAUUGCGAACUUUGGCUGGCGCCAGGUGUUCUACACGACCGGCUCGAUCGGUAUGCUGUGGUGUGUGUUUUGGUACCUUCUAGCGUACAACACACCGCAGGAGCAUCCUCGCAUCACCCCGGAGGAGUUGGAGUACAUUGAGCUGAACGUCAGUGAGGACAUUAAGAAUGGGCAAGGGAUGCGGGUACCCUGGCGUCGCAUCUUCACCUCGAUGCCGGUUUGGGCGAUCGGUCUUACGACGUUCGGGCGCAUCUGGGUGCACUACACGUUCAUCAUGUCGGGCCCGGAGUACAUGCAGAAGAUCUUCUGCUUCGACAUCCAGCAGAACGGGCUCCUGUCUGGCGCACCGUUCCUGUGUUCGUACCUGUCCUCGGUGCUGUUCUGCUAUAUCGCCGACAUCCUAAUGGACCGUAAGACGCUCUCGCUGACCAACGUUCGCAAGCUAUUCACCGCCCUAUCGCAAAUCGUGCCCGGUGUGCUGGUGCUGCUGGUCGGCUACCUUGGCUAUCAAAUCGUAACGGUGCUCAUCUUGUGGUUUGUUGCCGUCACCUUCAUCACGGCAUCGUAUGCUGGCGCGAUGGCCAACAUCGUCGACAUUGCACCGAACCUUGCCGGACCGGUGCUGGCGUUCGCGCAAACCAUCCACAUGACGGCCUCCUUCGUACAGCCGCUCGUGACUGGCUUCAUGGUAACGGACUCGCAAAACAUCAAUCAGUGGUUGCACGUAUUCGGCGUUUCUUCGGUGGUAGCGAUCAGUACCUACGUCAUCUAUCAAGUGUUCGGAACGGCGGAAAUUCAAUCCUGGAACUAUCCUGACAACGAUCCAGAAAUCUCCUCGUCGGACGAUUCGGCCGUCAUCGCAAAUCAGCCGAUGAUUAAAGUGGAACCGGGACUUAAGUUUGAUGAUGAUGAUGACGAUUGAGAGAGAUAAGCAUGAAUAGCUACAACCAUCGCUUUCGCGACUAAACCGAGAAGUCCCAAAAGAAUCUUUGAAGCACAGAAGUUGGAUUUGGGUUUUUUUCUCUUCUGUUUUCCCCUUUUCACUGCCAAACACCGAUCGGCAACUUAGAGCACUGCGAAUACAAUGUUACAAUCAUCACUAACACGAGACAUAUGAUGUCGUAUUGCAAACAUGAUAGAAAUGUAGCAAAAGUGACGGGUUCCGCAAAUAACCCACCCGGGGACAUGAAUUAAAUACCGCGAACGUAUCGCCCAUAGCAUAGCAGCAUUCAAUGACGCACCACGAUACGAGUGAAAGGGAAAAGAUGAAUUGUUCAGAGCUAUACCUUCUACUAGAUCGACGUGUAAUGUUGAAGUACUACAAAAGGUUAAACGUAAGUUUAUAAUCGAUGCUAGCUAGCAUGUUAUGACUAAGUCCGGUUACAGAUGUGUUAUGCAACGAGUAAUCUUGGUCAUUGCGAAUCAUUUUCUUCUUUGUGCAAAAUAGUUCCAGGGUCCAUCGGUAACUAACAAUUAGCACUAGCAGCAGGUAUCAGCGGGUUUUCGAUCGAAACGAAUCCGCUUUUCGCAGGCGAGUGCUUACACUUAUAGGCAGACGCAAGAGGAAUACUGGCUAGAUUUUCUUAAGACAUUGUUAUUCACGCCCAUUAUUAUUAGUUGAUAGACAGAUUCUGACAUUGCCAUUCGAUUGUUAACUUUAUGCUUAGGUUACGGUAAAAACAAGAGUGGUGCCCAGCCUUAAGCUACUAUCCGUAUCGGCCGUUAUCUUAAUUUUGAUUUGUUUGUUGAUUGAUUUCUUCGUAUUAUUAUACUUUCUUUUCUCAAGCAAGACUACUAUAAGAGACAGUAAAUGGCGCGGACGGAGGCACGACAGCUAUCUGCCCCGAUAGGGCGGAUGGGUGAGGAUUUUGUGCAGGGCUAGAGCUAUACUUAAUCGUUAAUAAACAUACAUUGUUACCACUCCUUGGAGCAAGUUCGAUUGUUAGUAGCAACUACAAACAGUAACACAGAUACAUAAAGUAGUAACCUACCUAUAUUGCAUGAGUAGGGAAUUCAACACAAAGCAGGUACAAUGAGCUCCUCGCAGGGAAUGGAAAGAAAAGUAAGAGAUGCUCAUGUUCAGCCAGCGCUGUUAAGUAUUGGAGAAACUUGUGAAAAUGAACCAUGUGCCUGUCGCAGUCGCAGCUGCGUACGAAAAUCCAAGUUUCUUCAUGCUCAAGCGAUGCGGGAUUGUUAAUCGUAUGACAGGAUCGAGGGUAAUUCAAACGUUCCAUUAAAGUAUCCUUCAUUUUACGGCGCGUGCUGCUGGUGGAGAAAGGCAAAACUGAUUCUGAGCUGCAAGUGAGGCAGUGAGGUAGUAGGAAACAUUUCUUCCGUGGUGCAUUGUGAAAUCAAAGCAACCUGUAAAAGUAAAACAUUCUCAUUGAUCGAAGGACUAUCGAAGAAGUAGAAGGUGAAAAUUGUGAUCUCAUAAAUCUACUCGAUUGUGGCAAUUGCAAGAUACGGAAAGCAUAUAAGAAAACCUCUAAAUGUGCCCCAUAUAUCCACCUCUUUUCGCUGUCUGCCAGUAAAAGUUUUGAAUUCUAGUAAGAAUGGUGUUCGGUGCGAUCAGUGUAGUGCGAAAGCGAAAGAGUGAGAUGUGACUUCAUCGGGAGCGCGUGUUACGGAAUGGUGGAAAAGAAAACUUGUAGAAAAUGAACAACACAAUGCACAAUCUGAUUAAAAUAUGUGUAAAUAUAAA